Molecule: messenger RNA, 3722 nt
Organism: Erigeron canadensis
Lineage: Eukaryota; Viridiplantae; Streptophyta; Magnoliopsida; Asterales; Asteraceae
Product: vacuolar sorting protein 3-like
Exons: 14
Coding region: 179-3121 (980 amino acids)
Biological process (GO): vesicle-mediated transport; endosomal vesicle fusion; intracellular protein transport
Cellular component (GO): cytoplasm; membrane
Source: RefSeq, a predicted model, not a curated record
CUCUUUUUAAACCAGCCCAAAAUUCUACUAAAUCAUAAUUUUUGGAGUCAAUGAUCGAGUGUCUUUUAAAACCAGCACAAAACAUUAAACAGUCACAAAAUCAGUCCAGCCAUCAUCAUCAUUAAUGGCGAAAAGUUCGAAGCUUUUUUAAAAUCCUAAAACCUCCAAAUCAUCAUCAAUGGCUACAAAACCCAUGAUCAAAUCUCGCUCAAUUUUAGAACCCAUUUCACAAUUCAAUCUAUCUUCAUCAUCAUCAAUUCGAUCUUUAUCACUUUUUUCUCCAAAUUCCCAUAUCUAUGUUGGCACACUUUCUGGUAAUCUCAUCUUACUUUCUAUUAAUAGUAAUAAUGGAAAAUAUGAAGUUAAAUAUGUAAGGCAUAUGUUAGUUAGUGAUUGUGAAGUAGAAUCUAUACAUAUAUUUAGUGAAAUUGAGAAGCUUUUAGUUGUUUCAGAUGGGUUUAUACAUUUUCUUGAUUUUGAGUUACUUAAGCCUGUUAAAAAGAUUAGUGCUUUGAAAGGUGUUAGUGUUGUUGCUAGGAGGUUUAGGAGUAAUGGGUAUGGCCCGUUUUCGAAGUUGUCCGUGGGGAAUGGCGAGGCCGGGGACCGGGUUGGUGGGUCGGGUUUUUUGCAAAGGUUUGGUGGUAGUGGUGGUGGUGGGAGGGCGAAUGGUGGUGGGAAUGAUUUGCCUAUUGAUGAUAAUUGUGUUUUUGUGGCGGCGGUUGGGAAGAAGUUGGUUAUAGUGGGACUUGUUGGUAGGAGUGAGGAGAAUAGUUAUAGUAGUGUUGCAGGGUCACUUGUGACGUUGAAAGAGAUAGUAUGUGUUGAUGUAGUUAAGGAUGUGGUUUGGGUUGAUGAUUCGAUUGUUGUUGGUUGUUCGAGUGGUUACUAUUUGUGUUCGUGUGUUACGGGUCAAUGUGGGUUGAUAUUUUCGUUGCCGGAUGUGUCUAGUACGCCACGGCUUAAGGUUUUAAAGAAAGAUUAUAAGGUUCUUAUGAUGGUUGAUAAUGUUGCGAUUAUUGUUGAUUUACACGGGCAACCGGUUGGUGGAAGUUUGGUGUUUCAUGGAUCUCCAGAUGGUAUUGGUGAAUUGGGGUCGAGUGUGGUUGCUAUUCGCAGUGGGAAGAUGGAGUUGUAUGUUAAGAAAACGGGGAAUUGUGUUCAGAAAAUUGUGGUCGCCGAGGGGGGCGGUCGGUGUGUUAUAACAGAUGAUGAAGAUGGAACUGGAAAGAUGGUGGUGGUUGCAACAUCAGACAAGGUUAUUUGCUACUUGAAAGUACCUGCUGAAGAACAAAUUAAGGAUUUUUUGAGAAAGAAGGAUUUCACGGAGGCUACUUCCUUAGCUGAGGAGCUUCAUGAUGAUGGUGAUAUUACCAGGGAAACUUUCUCACUUGUUCAUGCUCAAGUAGGAUUCUUGUUGAUGUUUGACUUGCAUUUUGAGGAAGCAGUGAAUCACUUUCUACUAUCUGAAACACUUCAGCCUUCUGAAAUAUUUCCAUUCAUCAUGCCAGAUCCAAACCGUUGGUCAUUACUGGUACCUAGGAAUCGUUAUUGGGGUUUACACCCUCCACCUUCCCCUCUUGAGAGUGUUAUUGACAAUGGAAUAAUGGCUAUUCAAAGAGCCAUCUUUCUUAAAAAAGUAGGAAUGGAGACAGCCGUGGAUGAUGAGUUUCUUUUGAAUCUUCCAAAUAGAGAUGAUUUAUUGAACUCCGCAAUCACAAAUUUAAUCAGGUAUUUAAAAGCUUCACGUGAGAAAGACCUGACAUCCUCUGUCAGGGAGGGAGUUGACACACUAUUAAUGUAUCUCUAUAGAGCUUUGAAUCUUGUCGAUGAAAUGGAGGGGCUUGCAUCUUCUGAAAACUGGUGUAUAGUGGAGGAGUUGGAAAAGUUACUGAAUGAUUCGGGGCAUUUAAGGACACUUGCUUUCCUUUGUGAAAGCAAAGGGAUGAGCUACAAGGCCCUUGCAAUUUGGAGAAUAUUGGCAAGAAACUAUUCAUCUGGCUACUGGAAGGACCCUACACAAACAAACAAAAAGCAAGAAGUAGGUGUAAAUCUUAUCUCAGGCAAAGAGACUGCAGCCACUGAAGCUUCAAGGAUUCUUGAGAAACUAUCUGACCAAGAUCUGAUACUGCAACAUCUUGGAUGGAUUGCAGAUAUCAACCAGGUGCUUGUUGUUCAAGUGUUGACAUCUGAAAAACGGAGUCAUCAACUUUCACCAGAAGAAGUAAUUGCUGCAAUUGAUCCAAAGAAAACCGAGAUUCUUCAGAGAUAUCUUCAGUGGUUGAUUGAAGAUCAAGACUCUGAUGAUCCUCAGUUCCAUACAUCAUAUGCUCUGUUACUUACCAACUCAGCACUUGAAACUUAUGAAACUGAAAGUCCAUCGAAGAAGAUCAACGAUUUACAGGCAGAAAGGCAUUCGAUAUUCCAAAAUCCGGUUAGAGAGAGAUUACAAGUCUUUUUACAAUCUUCGGACUUGUAUGAUCCUGAAGAGGUUCUUGUUUUGAUUGAAGAAUCGGAGUUAUGGAUGGAGAAGGCUAUUGUUUAUCGAAAACUAGGGCAAGAAACAUUGGUGCUCCAAAUCCUGGCCGUGAAAUUGGAGGACAAUAACGCUGCUGAACACUAUUGUGCCGAAAUUGGUAGACCAGAUGCCUAUAUGCAGUUGCUUGAUAUCUAUCUAAACCCCACAGAUGGCAAGAAGCCAAUGUUCAAAGCUGCUGUUCGGCUUCUUCAUAAUCAUGGAGAAUCACUUGAUCCUCUGCAAGUUCUUGAGAGAUUAUCCCCAAAUAUGCCUUUACAACUUGCUUCUGAUACAAUAUUAAAAAUGCUAAGAGCUCGUUGUCAUCAUCAUUAUCAAGGACAAGUUGUCCAUCGUUUAUCCCGAGCUGUUAACGUUGACGCAAAUUUAGCAAGAUUAGAGGAAAGGUCCCGACUUGUGCAAAUUAACGAUGAGAGUCAAUGUGAUUCUUGUCACGCGAGACUUGGAACAAAGUUAUUUGCAAUGUAUCCCGAUGACACCAUAGUUUGUUACAAGUGUUUCCGACGCCUGGGAGAGUCCACAUCUGUAACAGGUCGUGACUUCAAUAAUGACCCUGUCUUCAAACCAGGCUGGCUUGUUACCGACUGAUCGCAAAUACAUGUUGGGCACUAUCUUAAUUUGCUCCUGUGUGCUAAAUUUGUCUCUCUUUUUCACAAGAUACCCAGGUGAUGAGUGAGAUCCAUCAUGUUUCUGCCUUGUAUUGUUUUAUAGAUGCUGAAGGUUGAAAUCUGAAACCACUUGAAAAUUGUAUAAACAGGAGUCAGCACUGUUCAACCGGUACAUACAUAAUAGUUGAGACCCAUACAACAACAAACUAGACAUGUUUAGUUUUUCACUGAUGCAAGAGCCUAACUUUGUAUGUUGUCACCCAAGAUGUGGAUGAAGCGUUCACUUGUAUAUCAAAUGCUCGCAUUCUGUGUAAUCAAGUAUGUAAAUGGAAAACUGUAUUUGAAGUUUUGUUGGUCAUAAAAGUAGAAUUACUUGUAAUGAAUCAUUUGAGUUCGUGUGUGAGCUGCAUAUGGGAAACCUAGCCGAAUUAACCGAUAUGAGUUAGUUGCGAUCACACCUCAUGGCAAUAGUAUUUAUUAGUUUUUAGAGUAUAAAUGCAGGGUUAUCCUAUGUUUUGUAAAUGGAAGGUGAUAUUAGUACCACAACAUUUGAUUAAUGUACAACAAUCAAGCAUUGUUAA